AUCAAACUCCUUUCCAACCUAACCCCACCGUCGCUCGAACGCACAUGGCUCACAGCACCACACCCUAGCCUGCCCCUCGUCGCAACUUGCAGCUCUGACAAAACAGUUCGAGUCUAUUCAUUAACAAACUUUCGUCUCCUUUCUACUAUAUCCGGCGGUCACAAGCGAAGCGUCCGCACUUGCGCCUGGAAGCCGAAUGUGUCGGGCGAGAGCGUCAUCGCGACGGGAAGCUUCGAUGCAACUGUAGGAAUCUGGAAGCGAUGGGACAACUAUGAGGAAGCAGUGGCUGCAGAACAAGAGAAUGGCGAUAUCCCGCAACGAGCAAGAGAGGAAGACAGGGAGGAAGACGAGGAUGAGGAAUGGCGGUUUGCUGUUCUUCUAGACGGUCACGACAGCGAAGUAAAAUCCAUUUCGUGGUCUGCGUCCGGAAUGCUUCUUGCUACAUGCUCACGAGACAAAUCGAUCUGGAUCUGGGAGGAUCUUGAUGAUGGGGAUAACAACUUUGAAACUGUGGCCGUGAUGCAGGAGCAUGAAGGGGAUGUCAAGUGUGUUGCUUGGCAUCCUGCGGAGGAGUGCCUUGCGAGUGGGAGUUAUGAUGAUACGAUUCGGAUUUGGCGGGAGGACAUUGAUGAUUGGGGCCAGGUUGCAUGUAUUCGAGGCCAUGAAGGGACAGUUUGGAGUAUUGACUGGGAGAGUGUUGAUAAUGUGCCACUUCCUUCGCCGGAGACUGAAUCUAAGGAGGAAGAGUGGAGGCAGUGGCAUUCUCUUUCGGGGCCUCGCCUCGCAUCUUGCUCGCAUGAUCAAUCUGUUCGCAUUUGGCGACGUCAACCGAAGGCACAGAUGAGCGCACCUGGAGCAGACGCAAUACCAAGUAUUAUUCGGCCAUCCGGUACGGAUGAAACUUGGGAAGAGGACGCUGUCCUUCCGCAUUCACAUGAGCUCUCGAUUUAUGCGGUUUCUUGGAGUCGACGAACGGGCCUGUUGGCUUCUGCCGGUGCAGAUGGACGCAUUGUGGUUUACGAGGAAAGAUUCACGGCUCCAUCCCAGACUUAUAAUCAACCCAUGGAUAUUGAUCCCAAGCGCCCAAACUCUACUGAUGGGUGUUAUUCUCAACAUCCGCCCACUGAAUGGAAGAUCGUUGGGGUCGUAGAUGGUGCACAUGGAAUUUACGAAAUCAACCACGUUACAUGGGCCAAACGGGCUGAUCGGGGCCGAGAAGAAAAUAAAGAGGAAGAGUUGCUAGUUACCACUGCCGACGACGGGAGUAUCAAAGUAUGGGUGUUGACACGGUAA
Molecule: messenger RNA, 1293 nt
Organism: Aspergillus versicolor CBS 583.65
Lineage: Eukaryota; Fungi; Ascomycota; Eurotiomycetes; Eurotiales; Aspergillaceae
Gene: cia1
Product: iron-sulfur cluster assembly protein CIA1
Exons: 1
Biological process (GO): iron-sulfur cluster assembly
Cellular component (GO): cytosolic [4Fe-4S] assembly targeting complex
Molecular function (GO): protein binding
Source: RefSeq, a predicted model, not a curated record